AUGACGAAAAAGAAGAGGCUCCAGGUUGACAAAUGGUCGGGAAAUAGAAAGGAACUGGCUACUGUUCGCACUAUCUGUAGUCAUGUACAGAACAUGAUCAAAGGUGUUACACUGGGCUUCCGUUAUAAGAUGAGGUCUGUGUAUGCUCACUUCCCUAUCAACGUUGUUAUUCAGGAGAAUGGGUCUCUUGUUGAAAUCCGAAAUUUCUUGGGCAAAAAAUACAUUCGCGGGGUUCGGAUGAGACAAGGUGUUGCUUGUUCAGUAUCUCAAGCCCAGAAAGAUGAGUUGAUUCUUGAAGGAAACGACAUUGAACUUGUAUCAAAUUCAGCUGCUUUGAUUCAGCAAGCCACGACAGUUAAAAACAAGGAUAUUAGGAAAUUUUUGGAUGGUAUCUAUGUUUCUGAAAAAGGAACAGUUCAUGAUGAAUAA
Molecule: messenger RNA, 429 nt
Organism: Talpa occidentalis (Iberian mole)
Lineage: Eukaryota; Metazoa; Chordata; Mammalia; Eulipotyphla; Talpidae
Product: 60S ribosomal protein L9-like
Exons: 2
Coding region: 1-429 (142 amino acids)
Biological process (GO): cytoplasmic translation
Cellular component (GO): ribosome; cytosolic large ribosomal subunit
Molecular function (GO): structural constituent of ribosome; rRNA binding
Source: RefSeq, a predicted model, not a curated record